Molecule: messenger RNA, 1331 nt
Organism: Mucor mucedo
Lineage: Eukaryota; Fungi; Mucoromycota; Mucoromycetes; Mucorales; Mucoraceae
Exons: 4
Coding region: 194-1309 (371 amino acids)
Biological process (GO): ubiquitin-dependent endocytosis
Cellular component (GO): cytosol; plasma membrane; cytoplasm
Molecular function (GO): ubiquitin protein ligase binding; protein-macromolecule adaptor activity
Source: RefSeq, a predicted model, not a curated record
GUAUGAGUAUGGAAAAAUUAUUAGAAAAAAAGCUGAUUGGACAAAGAGAUUAGGUUUCGAGCAUCUUUUUAAGCGGGUACAGAAAAUCGUCCUGAUAUAAAUAAGCGCAUAUUUUCCCAUCUUUCCUUCACAUCCUUUCAAUUCUCUUUUUAACCUUAUCUACAUUGUCCAAAAAAUAUAAGCAUUUGCCACCAUGCUUUCAAAAUCAUCCAAUAUCACUCUUGAUUUACUCGAACCGACUAUUUAUGUUGAAUCCAACUCUGUCAACUCUAAUGUCAUCAGAGGUACCGUCAACAUUAACCUUCCCAAAACAACAACUGUCAAAACAUUAUCCGUGAUAUUUGAAGGACAGCUAGAUACAAAGAGUUAUUCUUUUGAAGCAAUUGAAUCUUCUGGUUCUUUCGCACGCAAGAAGCCUUUAGCUCGUCAACGUCUCGUAUUAUAUCCUACGCUUGAACAAGAAAAUGCAAGCCGUCCAUUAAUAUUAAAUGCUGGCCUAACUCAAUACGGAUUCGAGAUGCAAAUCCCUUCUGGGUUACCUGAAUCAAUUGAUUGCUCAGAAAUUAAAGUUGAAUAUAGCGUCACAGCUGUUAUGGACGUUUACCCGACCAAUUCGUUUCUCCGCGUCUCCCGAGGUUCUCAUAAAGAAACAUUCAAACAGUCUGUACGUGUGGCUCGCCUCCCCUAUGAAAAUGUAUUAAUGGGUGAUUCCAUGUCAGAACCGAUCGAUUCUCGUAGUCAUCAAGCCACUUGGCUCGAAUAUCAAAUUGUGGUUUCCAAAAAAGCAGUGGCUCUCGGUAAUAACUUACCAGUUACAUUCCGCUUUUCACCUACCCAUGAAGGAGUUAUUGUGGAUCGUGUCACUCUUCAAAUGCUUGAACGUCGAGACGUUCAUCGAGAUGUUACUCAUUCAAAUCAUUCUGUUUUCGGUAUUCAACCUUGCAAGAAAAAUGCUGUGACAUUUCCUCGUGGUGUUUUGAAAGAAUCUUGGGAGGGCACUGUUUCAUAUCAAAUCCCUAAUGGUAGAUCACUUUCUCAUUCAACACAAGAUUAUUCUGACUUUCGAGUCAGUCACACACUUUUGGUCUCCAUCACACUUUCUGUUCCUGGUACAGGCCGUUGUCGAGUUACAAAAUUGCUCACGUUCCAGGCUAAUAUUGAUUUGCUUGAUAAAACAAUUGGCGAUUUAGACACUUUGGAACUUCCCACAUACGACUCCCCUCCUCCCUUUGACAAUACCAAAGUUGUGUUUGGCGAAUACGAGCGUAAAUUCGCUGAUCCCCCUAAUUACUCUGAUAUAUGUGCUUAAAGCCAUCAUACUCUUUUAUACC